Messenger RNA from Propithecus coquereli (Coquerel's sifaka), 808 nucleotides. It is a transcript of the gene IL12A, whose product is annotated as interleukin 12A. The record is from RefSeq and is a predicted model, not a curated record. Gene Ontology annotation, molecular function: growth factor activity; interleukin-12 receptor binding. The coding region runs from base 45 to 806 and encodes 253 amino acids. Gene Ontology annotation, cellular component: extracellular region. Gene Ontology annotation, biological process: immune response. The transcript has 7 exons. NCBI's taxonomy places the organism in Eukaryota, Metazoa, Chordata, Mammalia, Primates, Indriidae.
CGGAGUCCUGGGAAAGUCCUGCCGCGCCUCGGGCAAUUAUAAAAAUGUGGCUAAGCGGGUCAGCCUCCCAGACACCGCCCUCACCUGCUGUGGCCACAGGUCCGCAUCCAGCUGCCCGCUCGGUGUCCGCGCAGCGCCGGCUCAGCAUGUGUCCUCCGCGCGACCUCCUUCUUGUGGCCACCCUAGUCCUCCUGGACCACCUCAGCUUGGCCAGGAACCUCCCCACGACCACACCAGGCCCAGGAAUGUUCCAGUGCCUUCAGCAUUCCCAAAACCUGCUGAGAGCUGUCAGCACCACGCUUCAGAAGGCCAGACAAACCCUAGAAUUUUACUCCUGCACUUCUGAAGAGAUUGAUCAUGAAGAUAUCACAAAAGAUAAAACCAGCACAGUGAGGGCCUGUUUACCACUAGAAUUAACCAAGAAUGAGAGUUGCCUGCCUUCCAGAGAGAUCUCUUUCACAACUAGUGGGAGUUGCCUGACCUCCAGAGAGACCUCUUUUAUGAUGACCCAGUGCCUCAGUAGUAUCUAUGAGGACUUGAAGAUGUACCAGGUGGAGUUCAAGGCCAUGAAUGCAAAGCUUUUGAUGGAUCCUAAGAGGCAGAUCUUUCUAGAUCAAAACAUGCUGGCAGUUAUUGAUGAGCUCAUGAAGGCCCUGAAUUUCAACAGUGAGACUGUGCCACAAAAAUCCUCCCUUGAAGAACUGGAUUUUUAUAAAACUAAAAUCAAGCUCUGCAUACUUCUUCAUGCUUUCAGAAUUCGUGCGGUGACUAUUGAUAGAGUGAUGAGCUAUCUGAAUUCUUCCUAAAA